CAGGCAACAACCCAGCAAAGCACCAGUCAAUGCUGCUGGAGAAACCCAACUUUACAGCACCAGAAAGAACUGCAUCGACGAGAGGGCAAGUGAACGAGCAGCACGGCAACAGCACACUGAUGCACAAGGCAACACCAACAAAGCACCCAGACUACAGGGCACACAAGCAAAGGACGGAGAAGGCGAGGCAUGCACAUGGACAGCAAGGCAGAAGAGCAGCAAAGCACAAGGCUUUUUCUCUUUAGCUCUUACACCGAUGGCACGGAGCAUGAAGAUGUAAAUAAGCAUUUUGCAAUGGCACAGAACACAUCGUCUCCAGAUGCCAUUGUUUACGGAGUUGCUUUGGAUGGUUCGUACUUAGUGAAUUGUUCUGUAUGCAUUGAUCUGAACGGCGAUCGACGGUGCAACUGGAACGAGCCACAGACUACCACCGGAGAAUAUGGCAUUUUCACAUUCACUCGCAGGACCCUCAACAGAGGUGCCCUGAUCAUUGAGGGUGGUCAGCUUUCAUGUCUAGAUGUGGCUUACAGGGCAGAUCCUUUCCAUGUUCUCCUCGCACCUAGGGGUUCGCGAUGCAUCACAGCCCUUACAACCCUUCAGGUUGCCCUAAUGGAUUUUGCAGCAGUGAGCUUGGAGGUGUCAGAAAGAAUGAUAUACCAAGGAUUCGAUCUCAACAGGGCGUUGAAUUUCAGGAGCCUCGACUACAUUGCAGCUUUCAUCAAAGGUAUCAAGGGGUCAACUGCGAUACUUGAAACAAAUCUCCUUGUCGGGAACCUUUUUGCACAGAAUAUGGACGCGUUCCGAGGCCGCUUUCCGAGUCUCAAAUUCGAGUGGAAUACCAAUGAAGUCAACAGGUUUGACUUUGACCGAGCAGUCCAUUGUGCUAUGGCGAGGCAAAUGCUCAAUUCAACAUGGGCCAAAGAACGUGACCCUACUCAAACGAAACGCAUCCGUCGAUGCGACUUCAGCGACAAAUUUGUUCUACAAACUACACUCGUCGACCAAUAUAUAGUCGUUCGCGGUUGGCUGGGCAUUCCGCUCGGUGGGAACCGGCACAGCCUGCUUUGGGUGACAAGCCGACAAGCCGAUCCUGUGGCGGUCUUCCGUAUGCUGUUUUCUGACGAAAUUGUCGAUACCUUGACGGAGAUCGCGAGGGAUGAAGAGGAGGGAGGAGGAGGAGGAACAGGAGUUGCAAAACGGCGAGAAGUGCUGCAGCGUAUGCUUACUGUGUCAGGGGCAGCGCGCCAUCCGGUGGCGUUGUCAUUAGUUAGUGAUGUUCUUACAGGGAAGCUACCGAGGUUUUCCUUCGAAGUCUUUGCAGUACCAGAGAUGAAGGACGCGCUGGUUGAGAGGUCACAGGUACCUCCGUUCUCGAUCCUCGGAGUGGACAGUGAUGAGACCUCGACGCCUUAUCCGGCUCUGCUGUCCGACGACGAGGACAUUGCGCCCGCGGCAGCACCACCACCGCAAACAGCACGUGCUGCACGCGUGCGAGUGGCUAGUAGGGGUAAUAAGAAGCUUGAGGACAUCUGGGGGUCCUCAGCGGCGGUGGCGGCGGAAGAUAACCGCCACCGUUUCGAGUCGGAGCAGCAGCAGCAGCAGAAAAGAGGGGUUCCGUUGAAGUCAAGACCAUCCUCAGGGUUCAGGGGUGAUAGCGAUGAGCCUGGAGCGGCGUCGGAGGAAGACCACCUCCACUUCAAGCCAGUGCAGCAGCAGCAGCAGCAGGAGGAGGAGGAGGAGGAGGAGGAGGAGGAGGAGGAAGAGGAAGAGGAGCAGGGAAUGCAGUUUGGGUGGACAUCAACGCGCCCAUCCGGCGGCGAUGAGGAUGACGAAAAUCGGGGGCCUCCUGUGCUCUCGGUAGAGGAGUACAUUCACCAGCGCUUCGGGUCGGAGCAGCAUCAGCAGCUACUCGAAAAAGUUGAAAUGCAGCAGUCUACGUUGACGUCUGUAUCUGCCUCUGGUUCUAUCAGUGACAGCGAUCAGCCCUCAUCGUCGUCGGGUCCGGGUCGCGAUGACCACCGCGGCCACUUCAAGGCCGAGCAGCAGAAGCAGAAGCAGAAGCAGAAGCAGAAGGAGAAGGAGAAGCAGCAGUUUCCAUUAACAUCGACGCCUCGCUCAGGCCAUGACGGUCAGGGUAAUUGGCUGAUCGUUCUCUCUUCGCUCUUCUCUCCCUCCUCCUCCUCCUCCUCCUCCUGCUCCUCCUCCUCGUCAGUUCUCCCCCGUAGUACCCCUUGUCAUCGAGCUAUGGGUGGCAGGAGGCGAUGGCUGUCUUGGAUCGCGAUCGGGAUGACCACUGCAGCGGCAAUCUCCUUCGUCCUGCUGCUCGUCUCUGUUGCUUUUCCUCCUGUUGUCGGCUUUCGUACGAUCGACAGCAUGGAGUGUGACUCCCGCAAGAGAGAAGACGGUAUGUCAGCAGCACAGCUAAUCAGAAACCGACAGAAUGAAGACAGCUGUGUAGAUGGAUAUGUCUCCGGAGGCUUGGAGCUGGCCACGGCGAAGACCGAGGAGGAGCAACAGGUGGAGGAGGCGGAGGAGGGGGUAGGGAUGAGCAAGCGCCACGUGGCAUCCCCCUCGGCCGACUACUUCGAUAAGGUUUAUGUUCUUCAGAUUGCGAGGAGGAGAAAGUGCCACGUGGCAGGUUCCUCUCGAGGCGGACACGUGGCAGGCAAUCUGCAGCGACGACAGUUGGCUGGCGGAGCAUAUGACGCCACCAUGGGGAAACUAUACAUGGAAGACCUCCUCGGGGGUCCACACCCUCCAAUGCUGAAGGGUCCUGCAAAGGAACAUGUGAUGGAGGCUUGGGUAAGGGAACACGUGAUGAAGGAGGCCACACCUGACGAGGACCUCCGUCUUCCCCCGAUCAGAACGCACCCUCAUUUUGGCUGUAUACGUACGUUCAUUAUCAGGGUGCGUUAUGUUCGGGGGAAGACGGAAGCACUUGUUAAUCGACACCUGGCACGUUGGCGCCUGGCAGAAGGUCUGCCUGGCAAACACUUGGCAGACGAGACCGAGGCAGGGGCUGGUGGCGGGAAACUUCGCAUAUGCACAACAGCUUGUAGGAAAUCUUGCAGAGAAUCAGUCACAUGGAGCACAGUGUCAAUGAUGCCUGUGCCUAUCUGCCACAGUGAUGACGGUUAUGAUGUGGAGGAGGAGGAGGAUGAGCGAACGUGCGAGGAGGAUUGUGCAAGGGAACUCCUCCAAAGACGAAGGGCAGCGGACUGACUGGAGAUUAAACUUCCCGUUGGGAUCUGGGAGAGCAGGAAAAGGAGAAGAGGUAGUCUAAGAGUAGGAGGAGUAGGAGGUGCUCGUGGAGGAGGAGGAGGAGGAGGAGGUGGUGGUGGUAGAGUAUUGAAAUAUGGUCAUGGUCAGGGGUUGUAUGGGAUAACGACUGUUGGUCUGCAUGCCUCAGUAGAUCUGAUGGAAGCACAGACUGCAGAUCGCACUGAUAGUACAUAGAGUUAGUGGGUCAGUCAGACCAGGGAAUUUUUACAGGGAUGUAUCUUGGCCAGAAAUACAGCCAGAUUCCGUUGGAGAAGUCCUGGUGUGAGUACCUCUUUGUUGAUUUGCUUGCUCAUUGCUCAUCAACGUUGCCCUCCCUCAAGCCUGUUUCCGCUCCUCUCAUGUUUGGCACGCCAACAGAGGUGAGACGUGGAAUGCCAGUGGGUAAUAGUCGUGGAUUUCUGGUUUUCCGUUCAGGGCUCAGGGUUUGGGGUUAUAACAGCAGUGGGAGAUAGUCGUGGAUUGUGGAUGUCUAAGGUUACCUGUCAAGGUUUUGAGGUUUAGGGUUUGCGGGUCUAAGGUUACGUGCCAAGGGUUUAAGGUUUAGGGUUUGCGGGUCUAAGGUUACGUGCCAAGGGUUUAAGGUUUAGGGUUUGCGGGUCUAAGGUUACGUGCCAAGGGUAUAGGGUGGUGACGACGGCCAUGGGAGAUAGUUGUGGUUGUGAUUUAGGGUUAAGGUUGUGUAGGUUGUGUGUUUCGGGUCUAGGGUGGAAGGUUACAUACCAAGGUUUUAUCAGGGUGACAAUCACCAUGGGAGAUAGUUAUGGGUUGUGGGUUUAGGGUUUAAGGUUGUGUUUAGUGUUUAUGGGCACAAAGAACGACCAUUGGAGACAGUCGUUGGUAGUGGGUUUAGGGUUCAAGGGUACGUGUGAAGGGUUUGGAGUUGGGGGUUACACGUUAAUAAAGCCGGGCCGUGGAAUGGAACAGGGAUGUUCGUAAACACGAAUGCAUUGACAGACGAGGUAGGAGGGAGAGUGCAAGCGGGAGGGAAAGAAGUUGGGAGAAGGAGGAAGAAAAGUAUGGAGAAGUCCUGUGCUCUUGCAGCCUAUCGAGCUAACCAUAGGACGAGAUCAACAGAUAUUGGCCAUACUCACACUAGCACUGUUUUAACCGAAUUGGACUGCAGGUAAGGCCAGAAUUGGUAAGAAAAAAACGUUUCAGAUCUUUUUCACCGAAUAGAACCGCAAGGAAGACCAGAUUCCGUCAAGAAAGUCCCGGCCUAAGUAUGCUCUUAGAGUGCU
This is a messenger RNA of Chara braunii, 4520 nucleotides long. Lineage: Eukaryota; Viridiplantae; Streptophyta; Charophyceae; Charales; Characeae. The record is from the annotation of a GenBank genome assembly.